AUCUAUAAUAAUCCUGGCAAAUAACACGGCACGUCACACUUUCAACAUUUUGGUUAUUCCGUCGCUUAAUCCGCCUCAAACUCAUUACACACCAAAGAUAAGAUUGAUUCCGACCGUCGCUAAUUCAUAUUCCCCAAAUUCCAUUAUCUUCAUUCUUUCAGUUCGUCCAUGAUAUUCUCGUCGCUAAAACUGCAUCAAUCUACAACUUCAGCUGCAUGAAUAGUCAUCUCAUUCAACUGCCAACGGAAACUACGAGCUGCUUCAAGGCCAAAGCAGUGUUUUACAGGUCAAAUCAGUCAUGGCAUCGGUGUUUGUUACUUCGACGACGACAAGUGUAUCUUCAAUUAGGUCGUUUUCUUCUUUGUCUCCUCGUCAAUCCGAUUGUUAUAGUUGUUCGUCUACUUCGUUACGUUCUUCUCGUCGGCGAUUCAUCCAACGCUGCCCUAAUUUGAGGCUGAACAAAUUGUAUACAAGAUGUUCUUUGACAAAUAUUGAAGUCUUGAAUAACAUUGUGACUGAAGAAGUUGAUCAUGAUGCUUCAUCAGAAGCAUCAAGUUGUUCAGUUCCCGUUGUCCAUCUUGAUUCGGAAAUCCAUGAUACUGAAUCAACAAACUUACUGGUGGAAGGCACUUUUGUAGACAUGAUUUUGACAACAUUGCCGAUUCUUUCAGAGGAAGAACAGGAUGUCAUUGCUGCAACACCUGCUCAUCCAGCAGGGCUAUAUGCAUUAUAUGCUAGUUGUCUAGCUGGGAACUUGGUGGAACAGCUAUGGAAUUUUGCUUGGCCUGCUGCUAUUGCUUUGCUUCAUCCAAGCCUUCUUCCAGUUGCAGUCAUGGGUUUCUGCACCAAGGUUGCUGUUAUUGCUGGAGGCCCGUUAGUUGGCAGACUUAUGGAUCUAUAUCCCCGUGUACCUGCAUAUAAUUUUUUGACUACUGUGCAGGCAUCUGCUCAACUGUUAUCAGCUGUGAUGAUAAUGCAAGCACAUAUGGCACAUGCCUCACUUGAAACCUCUGUACUCAUGCGUCCCUGGUUCAUCGUAUUAGUUUUAGCAGGGGCUGUUGAGAGGCUAUCUGGACUCGCUCUUGGGGUUGCAGUUGAACGUGAUUGGGUUGUUCUGUUAGCAGGAACCAACAGGCCAAUUGCUCUUGCUCAAGCGAAUGCUAUUCUGAGUCGUAUUGAUCUCCUCUGUGAGAUUGCUGGAGCAUCACUGUUUGGCAUUCUUCUAUCCAAAUAUGAAACAGUAACAUGCUUGAAGCUUGCUGCUGCUUUAAUGAUGUGGGCAUUGCCUGUUGUGAUUGGUCUCACGUGGUUAACCAACAAGCUUUCGUAUGGUGUUCUUGACCGUACUAAAUGUCCACAAACAUGCUGCAGAACUUCCUCCGGAGAAUCUGAUCCACAUGUCGAUAAUUUAGUGGAUAUCAGUAUGGCUUCUAUUAAACACGGGUUGGAUGAAUACAUGAAGCAGCCUGUUCUUCCAGCUAGCCUAGCUUAUGUACUUCUUUGCUUUAAUGCUGUACUUGCCCCAGGUGGUCUAAUGACAGCUUUCCUCACACAGCAUGGUUUAAGUCCGUCUCUUAUUGGAGGCUUUAGUUGCUUAUGUGCUUUUAUGGGUGUUGGAGCAACAUUCAUGUCUGCUCAAAUGGUCAAGCACCUUGGUAUUUUAAAGGCUGGAGCAGCUGGACUCAUAUUGCAAGCUUCAGUUCUUACAAUGGCGGUUGGUGUCUAUUGGAGUGGAGCUCUUACAAAUCAGACUGCACUUCUGUUUUUUCUUGGUUUUAUAGUGUUAUCAAGAUUGGGGCACAUGUCAUACGAAGUAAUCGGGUCACAGAUUUUACAAACCGGGAUCCCACCUUCUAAAGCAAAUCUUGUCGGGGCAACCGAGGUUUCCAUUGCCAGCUUAGCAGAGUCGAUAAUAUUGGGUGUUGUUAUAAUUGCAAACGACGUAUCACAUUUUGGAUUUUUGGCCACGCUUUCCCUUAUAUCGGUGGUGGGUGCAGCAUGGUUGUUCUGUCGGUGGUUAACCAAUCCUUCGGAUGUACAAACAAGCCUUUUCUCUUUGUGACCUGAAAUUCGUUAGUUCACUGUAGAUAUAGCCAUUGGGUUUUCUAAUUAUAGCUCAAAUUCAUGUUUUAAUUUUAGUUUUAGUUUUGUUGUUUUUAGAGUAAUAAGAUCGUGGUAUAUGUUACAUUGACAUUCAAUUUAGUUGUUAGAACUUAGAAGUGCUA
Molecule: messenger RNA, 2225 nt
Organism: Helianthus annuus (common sunflower)
Lineage: Eukaryota; Viridiplantae; Streptophyta; Magnoliopsida; Asterales; Asteraceae
Product: solute carrier family 40 member 3, chloroplastic
Exons: 11
Coding region: 299-2062 (587 amino acids)
Biological process (GO): iron ion transmembrane transport
Cellular component (GO): membrane
Molecular function (GO): iron ion transmembrane transporter activity
Source: RefSeq, a predicted model, not a curated record